Molecule: messenger RNA, 3026 nt
Organism: Sitodiplosis mosellana (orange wheat blossom midge)
Lineage: Eukaryota; Metazoa; Arthropoda; Insecta; Diptera; Cecidomyiidae
Exons: 6
Coding region: 1057-2733 (558 amino acids)
Source: RefSeq, a predicted model, not a curated record
CCCUCAUUCAGUUCGAUGCAUAUGAGCUAUAUGCACGCCGUGCAUAGUACGGAAAAUGACACAACACCAUGGUGAGGCGAUUUAAAAACGAUCGUGGAUCGAUUGCAGGACUUAUUUUCAUUAAAUAACCAAUUUUCAAGUCGAAAAUGUCGCUGCUUAGAUUAAGUAAUUAAAGAUAAUGAUUAAGACGAAAAGAUAAAGAAAACUCAGAAGAUUAGAAUCUCAAAACAUUCAUUACAUUCAAAGUCCACCCAAAUUUGAUUUUAGACUAUCAUAGACAAUGAUACUUUUAGUAAAUUUGGUUAGGUAAUAUGACUAAUAUUACUUUCAAGAAACAAAACUUGUUUUUGCUCAAGAGAGAAAAAAAAAACAAAGAUCCAAUGUAAACAAUGUAAUGAUUUAAUGCAAACAAACAGUGUUUGUUAGCUCUGUCAUUUUUAGGUUUUUGUGUCACAUACAGAAAAUAUUGACCACAGCAGAAUUAUUUUUCUUAUAAUAACAUUGCUUCUGGAGGCUCAAGUAAACAUGCAUAGAUAUAGACAGACACCCACUAGUACACACAUAAUAUUCAUUUCAGUUGGAAAUCUGUAAUUUAUAACAUUGAUCGAUUAAUUCUAUUUUGAAAAAUCCUAACCGAAAAAUCAUAUUCUUUCUAUGCGAUAUUUUGUUGCUAUUGUGCUGCCACCAAUGGGAUUUAUUUGUAACAAAUCAUUCGUCAUUCAAUCACACCAACCUACUGCAACACUUUCAAACAUUGGCCGUGCUGUUGUUGAUCGCACUGAGUCACGAUUCUGCGAUUUAGUCGCACAUACACACAUAAACAUAUUUCACAUUGUGAGUCUUACUCAACAUCUUCGUUCUUUUCUCAACGGGACUCUUACACGAAUCGACAUGCUCUUUCAAACUGACUAUUUCGCAAUAACAGAUUUUGAAUAAACUUUGCAGCAAAGAAUAUAUAUUUUCUUGAAACUGAUUAGCUUUCAUUUGUUUUGUACCAAUCGUGAAUCGUAUCAUAAAUAUACAUUUUUAUGUCCAAUUAAAAUAAGUGCAAAUAAAAUGGGGAACAUUCAUUGUUUGGAAAAGUUUUGCAUUUCAAACAACGCAAUUGCUGAAGAGAUUGAUAUUCGUGAUGAAAUCGCAAAAUGGCUACGUGAACAUGGUGAAAAUCCAACGAUUAUAAUCGAUGUGAAAGAGUUGAAUCGAGUGCUUUCGAAUCAACAAUUGCUUCACUCAUUUGCCAGUGUGUUGAAUCUGGGCGGCCAAUUCUGGAAAUUCAAUGAAAUAUUGGAAUAUUUCUUUGGUGAGAUGAAAAAGGCCGGCGCAAAUUUGGUGUUCAUUGCACGAUUGAAAGAAAGCCAAUUCCAAGAUAUCAACAAAUGCGAAUCAUUACAUUUGAAUCCAAGCGAACGCUUACUCUACAACUUGAUGCAAAUCUGCUCGAAAUAUGGUCAAUUGUCGGUGAAUUAUGGCCUGGGUGAGAGUUCAAUUUUGGCUUAUGCAAGACAGCAUCGCGACCAGGUCAUGGCAUUGAUUACACGCAACGCACAAUUUUUGGUGUAUGACAUUGAUUUCUCAUAUUGGUGCCUCGCCAAUGUCAACUUCUACGAUCUCAAAAUUCUGGACAUCUCGCCGAAACAGAUGCUACGAACCAUCGCAUUGAACUCAAAACAAAUGCAACUCGUAUUCAUACUAUCCGAGCUCAAAACGAAUAUUAAGUUGAAUCUGGUUGGAAAACAAUGCCAUAAACAAAGCCGUAUGAUGGACUUUGUGAAGUCAUUGAAAUAUGGUGAAAAUGGAUUCGAUCUAGAUCAAUUGGCACAUAAGUUGAACAAAAAAGAACGUGAUGAUCUGGAAGAUAAGCUGAACCGUGUAUUUGCCGUAAACGAAUACGCUGGCAAUUGGAAUGAAGACAUUUACGAGGGACUGAUUUUGGAUUUGGCAAACAAUGAUGAAUCGUUCAAUUUGGUGUUGCAAUUCUGCAAAGAAAACAUUUAUUUUGCAUACAAGUUGAUCAAUGAAAAAGAUUCGACGCAAAAAGAUCUGCUGUGCAUCGAAGAGCGACGAGAAGAGGACGCGAUUUUUCGUAGCCUAAUGGUAACCAUAAUGCUGAAAAUGUGUGGAAUCCUAUUCAAAGAUGUUGAUCCAAAGAAACGUCCAACAAUUCGCACCAAUCGGAAUUUUGGUGACAUUUAUGUCACAUCUGCAAAUGAUAUCAUUUAUCCAACAAUGCCAUUGCCAAGUCUCAAAGAACUGUUGGUUGAAGAAGAUAACAUGCGGUUCGACAAUUCACGCUGGUCUCUUUUCAAGUGGCUGAUUGGCUUGAACGAAGAAUCAAUUUCGGACAUCAGAUCUUCGAAUGACUCCAAGUUCAUUCGCAUUGUUUCAUUGACGCUGACAUUUUUGCAAUUGCAUAAGAUCAUCUCGGCUCAUGAAGCGAAUACCAUUCAACAAAUGGAAAUGGAACGAAACAUUAAAACUGAACUUGAUCUACCAAGAGGAACAUCGCCACCUUCAAAGCUGAAUCAACGUAUCCCUAACAUUAACGGUGCAUGGGUUCAAACGGCACACAAAUACACAAUUGCCUACGAGAUGAUUUGCCAUUGUCUUGAAGUGUCCGGCUUAAGAAAAGAAACGGCACCGAUUUUGUUUGAUGCACCCGAAUUCAAUGCACGCAUGCAACGAAUGGAAUGUGACUCGAAGCCGCACAAGAUGCUAAAGAUGGAAAACUUCUGACUAUGAUGGCCGUGGCAUAUCAAUUACUUUAUUCAACAAACAUUUAAUCUUUAAGCUAAUUUUUUUUACACAAUGUCUCGAUAAAAAAGACAAAAAAGACAUUAUUUCUCUUCAUUUUAUAGAAUUGAGUAAAUUACGAGCUGAUAUUUUUUAUAUUACAAUCUAUAUUUUGACUUGAUUUUGUGUUAACAAGUUCAUUCAAGAAAAAUGAAUAACAUUUUUACAUUUAAAAUGUAGUUCGUGUGAAUGCGAUCAUAUUGAGAAAAUUCAAAUAAAGCGCCAUUCCGAUCAAA